This is a messenger RNA of Ciona intestinalis (vase tunicate), 2888 nucleotides long. NCBI's taxonomy places the organism in Eukaryota, Metazoa, Chordata, Ascidiacea, Phlebobranchia, Cionidae. The record is from RefSeq and is a predicted model, not a curated record.
GGAUGAAAUAAUUAAAACCACGAAAAAAUGUAAUGAACAAGUCAGAGUUAAUCGUUGUUGUAUAUUCGUUAACUCAAAACUAGGCAAAAAUUUAAAAAAAUAUUAGUUUAUAGUUUAAGUAGGGAUAAAUGUUUAGUACAGUUAGGUAAUGCAGAACAUUACUAACAGAGGUGACCAGAAUAGACUUUAGAAUGUUUAGGUACAAAUCAACUUACCAGGAAAGCUUUCUAUUAUACAGCGACAAGUUAUAUCUACAGUAAUAAAUUAUCUUUGUUUUCUAAAAUAAGGUGUUCUGCAUAUAGUAUUACAACCUAUUAAGUGUAUAUUAAUCAGUAAUCAUAAUUUACUGCGUUUUUAAAGUGUUUAAUAUUAUUGUACAUUUGUACACUUAACAGAAUUAAAAAAAAAAACAUAUAGCAGACACAAGCGAAGUAGCUACAAGGAAGUAAACCUACACACAGAAUCUAAAACAACAUUAUCUUUGAUUAACCCAAUGAUGACACUAAAACAUCUAUUGUUUGUUUUAUCUAUUGCUUCCUUUACCUGGUCAGGUAAUUCUAGACUUUAUAGGAUUGUGGAUACCUAAUAAAUGUUUAUUAUAAAGCAUGGAUAGAUAUAUAUAUAGAAAACAGGGUUAUUCAACUGCAACACCAUUGAAUGUUAAAAAUAUUGUUUUAAAUGGUAAUUACUGUUGAUAGCUGUUGCAUACAUGCAACACUAGUGUAUUGAUAUUAUCCUAAGAAUUCUUACACUGUGUGGAUAAAUAAAUUGCAUAUAUACAUAUAUAUAUAAUAUAUAAUGUACUUUAGAUAAAGCAGUGUUAAUAAACCUGCCAACACCUGGUAAUACUGCAACAAGAGCGCUUGGUAUAAGCAACCUUAAGAUAUCAACAACAAUAUCAACAACUGGUGUUUCUAGCUGUGUAUGGAGAUAUGGGGGAGAGUUCGAUGGUGGUGCAUUUUAUAUUAGUGCAUUUGUUAGAUGUUAUAACUACACUGGUGUAAAUGAAACAAUCACUUGUGUCAACAAUGCUGGUACAGUGACAUCACAACUAACAUUGUUACAACCACAAUACAUGGAUAUGAAUAUAAACAUGCAAUGUUCUCCAUCACCAAGUUAUUCAGUGAAUGUUGUUCUUAAAGACUGCACAGCAACAAACCAAGUUAAUGUGAUAUCCAGCAAGAGCGAAUAUAACUCGGUUGGCUCUAUAAACUGUCCAAGUGGAUCUGAGUUGUUUUUUAAAGUGAACGGAUCACUUGUAGUGGACAGAACAACAACCUGUAAUGCUUAUGCUGAAUGGACAAAUAUAAACAACAUGCAGUGUUCAAAAGGUCCAAGAACAAUUGCUUUUAUUGGCAACAACACUGUCAAAGCUGGUAAUAGAGCACAGUUUAAGUGUAUCUAUUCAGGGGAACUACCAAUUGCUAACUUCAGCAGAUUCUAUUUUGACCAAAAAAUAAUAGAAGUCUCAAAGUCAUCAUUGUGGAACUCAUCUUACUUCAACCAAACAACAACUAAUGUUACAAAGUCAUCAACAUGGAUAUCACCUCCAUUACAAGCAAGUGACAACAACAAAGUAGUUGAAUGUCAAGCUGUCAAUCAAUACACAAACUACUUCAAGCAAAGUCACAGAGCAAAUAUUACACUCAAUGUUACUUAUCCACCUGAAACAAGAAACACAAGUAUUAUAUGUCAUUGGGCUAUUGGUAAUCCAGAAGAAUGUAUUGUAGAGUUCACUUCAAAUCCUAAAGCAGAUUCUUUUAUACUUAAAAUGGGAAAUGUUGUUAUUACAAGUGGGGUCUCUUUAACUGCACAGCAACAUAAAACACAGAAGUUCAUAUAUCGGAAAACAAAAGUUUCUGAAACAGACUUUGGAAUCUACCAACUUACCCUAACUUCAAACAUAUUCCCACACAAUGCUUUCGUAAUGAACAUUACUAUUGCUUCUCUAUAUACCAAAGCAGAAGAGAUUGACCCAGGUUAUGUAACAAUCAUUAUUGCUUUAGGUUCAAUCACUGCAGUGAUUAUCAUAUCGUUGGCUCUUGUUUAUUAUCGGAAGAAAACCAGAACUGCAAAAGUUACAGAAUCAACAUCUGCACCAUAUAGAAUUUAUGCAACAAUCGCUGAGGAACAUAGGAAUACUGUUACCACCAAUGGUAUUACACAUGUUUACGAAACGACACCAGCAUCUCUCUAUACCUUUGCUGAAACAAGCGAUAAAACUCAAACAAGCUUAGAAAGCAGCAACAAGAAUAACAAAGACAGUCAAGAUUAUGAAAUCCCAAUUCGAAGAGCAAGUCUUGAUGGAAGAAUUGAGAACAAAGAUAAUGCUGGUUAUGAAAUCCCAAUUCGAAGUGCAAGUACUGACGGAAGAAUUCAGGUAUAUAUAUAUAAAGAGUUAUGUUACUGUUUUGUUGUAGCUUUCUAUGCUAAUAUACAUAUAAACAGAACAAAGAUAACGCUGGUUACGAAAUCCCAAUUCGAAGUGCAAGUACUGACGGAAGAAUUGAGAACAAAGAUAACGCUGGUUACGAAAUCCCAAUUCGAAGUGCAAGUACUGAUCAUUGCGGAUAUGAGAUACCUAUACAAAGAAUUAAGCCUGACAACGAUGGAUAUGAACUCCCAAUUUCACCAAAACAGAACAAACCUGGCACAAGUGGAUAUACAACAAUGCAUAGAGCCUAUGAAGUUAUUCGAUUAUCCUACAAGAAGAAUCUACGUUUUAGUAGAAAACAACCAUAAAAUAUUAAAAAAUGAAAGUGACCAGAUCUCUUGUAAAUCACUGUAAAAGAUUUCUUGUAAAUUUUACUGUUUUAUAAAACCGCAGCUUGCUGGGUAUUCAAAAUUAACAACUUAACUACAAUCUGUAGACGGCGUAUACGCACAAA